This is a messenger RNA of Cooperia oncophora, 822 nucleotides long. Lineage: Eukaryota; Metazoa; Nematoda; Chromadorea; Rhabditida; Trichostrongylidae. The record is from the annotation of a GenBank genome assembly.
AUGAAACUUCACGAAGAGGAAAACAGGAAAACAGUUAUUGAAAAAAUAAAAACGAGUGGUGCUGUCCUUGGGGCGGGUCUUCAAGAUUUCUUGUCGGACAAAACGAAGAUGACUGCUGCUGUAGGUACUUUGACCGCUCUCGCUGUCGGAUGGUAUGUGGCUAAACGCGGAACAGGAGUUGUUGCUCGGUACGCUGAGGCUCGGUUGGGAAAGCCCAGCUUAGUGCGAGAAACCUCCCGCAUUACUCCUCUCGAAACGCUUAAGCAUCCGAUAAAAGUGGCAAAGAUGGUCUUUCGGCCCAAACAUGACCCCCUGAAGGGUGUUGUUCUUUCGGGUCUGUUCCGGAAUGUACUCUUCUACGGUCCUCCUGGUACGGGUAAGACAUUGUUCGCGAAGAGCUUAGCUCAGCAUAGUGGACUGGAUUACGCUAUCCUGACUGGUGGUGAUAUUGCACCCAUGGGACGUGAUGGUGUAUCAGCAAUCCACAAAGUUUUCGACUGGGCGCAAAGUAGUCGAAAAGGAUUGGAUCAACUGGUUCAGUUUGAUCUUCCUGGCAGACCGGAGCGUGAGCGUAUAUUAUUGCAGUACUUCGAGGAACACAUCGCUAAGCCAGCAACUAGUGGUGCGAGGGGGCAACGUUUAAAACUGGCUAAUUUCGACUGGGUAGAGAAGUGUGCGCAAGUUGCCGAUAUAACCGAAGGAAUGAGUGGAAGAGAGCUCAGCAAGCUCGUCAUCGGAUGGCAGGUUUGGGAUUUCACCAUUUUUUCGCUCUGUUCUCUCUUCGCUUCCUCUGAUGCGGGUUUUCUGUUUUCAAGUAAAUAA